Caenorhabditis auriculariae is the source of this 2139-nucleotide messenger RNA. The record is from the annotation of a GenBank genome assembly. Lineage: Eukaryota; Metazoa; Nematoda; Chromadorea; Rhabditida; Rhabditidae.
AUGUCUAUAGAGUUCGGCAAGGCCGAGUACGUUAAUGGCCGUUCUAAGAAGAAUCUUGUUUUUUUAUGGGAAAGCCGUGAACACAAGUCGCGUGUCUACGAGUUUAUAGUAUCUGCCAAAUUCAAGGUUUUUUCGUAGUUUAUUCUAUUGGAAUUUAUGAUGAGUUCAGGCAGAUGGCCUAGUGUCAUGGAAAUGUGUACAUUGUAUGAAGCUCCGUGAUCAAAUGAAGAAAGAUGUGGGAAAUUUAUUAUUUUUCUGGGAUUUCAUCAAAAUUUCAGGGGAAACCAGUGGCUGAUCGGAAAAUUCCGCUUGUUCACAUUGAUAAGGAUAUCAUCAAGGUUUUCUGAAAAAAAAGAUAAAAAUUUUAUUUAAUUUUACAGGAAAAUCCUGAGCAUCCUUUCAAUGCUGAGCACUUUUGUACCGGGCGCGAUAUUGUGGAUUCCGCGAUUUUAAGGGCGAAACUAUCGUAUUUAAAAGUUUGAAAAACUUUUGUAUUCAUCUCAAGAACUAUUUGUUCAAGGACAGUCUAAAACUACCAUUCCCGAUAACCGAGUCCCCGUCAGAAACAACGGAAAGUGAUUUGACGGAAGUUGUCGAAAAAUGUAAGUUUCGACGAUUUUAAUGUUCCAAAAAAGUGUGAUUUUCAGUGCCUCUGAAGUUGGACGCAAGCCAAAAGCGUCGAGUGACGUGUGUUAUUAACCGAACGCCGUUUUUGAAACGGGCCGCAUUGCGGCAAAAACUUAAAAAGGUAGAGUAAAAGAGUAAUUUGACAUUGGAAGUUAUUUUGAUAGAAAAAAAGCCUACUUUUUAGUGUUUUUUUUUUUUUUUUGACCCCUGCCUUGAUUAUUCCCAUUUGAGAAGGAACUGUUUUAAAAUAGAGAAUUUCAAGCUUUGAAAAACUUUAAAUUAUUAUUUUUGAUUCGAAACAAUUUUCGAGGGUCUUCGAAGACUCUGUGAAUGAAGCUUUUUUGAGAAAUUUUUCUUGCUGUUUCGAAGAUUUUGGCUCAGUGUUUCAUCAUGAAGUAGUUUUGCCUCUUUAGGAAGUUUACCAACCUUGUUUGAUUUCAGAAAUGGACCCCUGAAGACACGUUUUUAUUGGCCGUCGAGAAGGUGGAAAAGCAACAAGUAAAAGAAAAAGCUCAUGAGAUGCCCAAAAGCCAAGUUAAAAAUAGAAGUUAUAAAUCUAUAAAAGUUGAAUUUUCAGAAGAAGGUGCGAUUAGCACCGUUAUCUGAUUGUCUUCCAUCGACUUCCGAAAUCCUUGAGAAAGUUUUGAAUUCAAGAAUUGGAAAUUUGGAAGAAUUCGUGAAGGUCGACGUCUGUGGCGAUGAUAGUUUGAAUAGGAAUUCGGGUUUGUUUUGAGGUUUUUUUCAUUGUGAUUUUUAUUUGGAUAUUCUUUUUUUGUGUGUUUAACAAAAAAAUUACAAUCAAAAAAAUCAGAUGUAAGUGGGCAUUUUCUUGGUUUUUUUCUUUUUUUAAUAUAAUAAAACUUUUUUUCUUCUCUAAUCUCCAUUAACUUUUACUUUUAUCGAAGUUCCUUUUUGUGCCGUCAAAAAAACUGGCAACUUUCCUUAUUUUUUUAUCUAGCUUUUUUUCAUUCACAUUUAUUUUUUUCAAUUUUUUUAAGACUUGCGGAGAAUGAUUGGAACUUUUUUCACUUAGAAAAACGGUUUUCGAGAAGUAUUUCAAUGAUUUUCGAAUAUUAUUUUCCCCGUCUUGAUAUCUGAAAAAAAGAAAAAAACGGAGACAGGUACCAGUGAAAUCAAACAGAAAAAAAAAACUGUUCGAGAAUUUUUUGCCGUUUCAAGGUUUUCAUAAAACUUUGAUGAUUAUUGUAUUCUCGUUGGUCCAACUAACAUUCCGAGAAAAUUGUCUUUAAAUAUAGUUUUUCAAAACCGUUGUAAAAGUUAUUUUAUACGAUUCCAAGAAAUCGAUGAGAAUCUCCGUUUCUUCAGGUGACCCCGAACCGAAAAGGCCCAAAUUGGAUCUUCAGAUCACAGAGAAAGUGAAGUUAGUUUCUCGAGAAAUCUUACGAAAAUAUACGAUUUAUUUUUAGAGGUACAACCGUUUCGGAACAAAGUUCUCAUGGAGAGUUGAUUUACGGCGAUAAUCAAUUGGUCGCCUGUGAUAUUGUUAUCUGA